AAAUACACAAAACACAACAAUUCCCAAAACACUUCAUCAGUUUAAAAAACACAUUUCACAGAAUGCAACAUUUCAGAAAACACGUUUGAGCAGCGUGUCCGUCCCUGGUGUGACGUCACUGUCUGGCCGCAGGGGGGCGCUCGUCAUCCGCGCGGCCGGACACCGGGAGCGUCCUUGUGCAACACUGAAAGUCUUCCCCCGCUGCAGGAGGAAACAGCAGAGCGGCGGCGGGUCGUGGCUGGUGGCUGCUGCUGGUCGGACAAUGUCGGGCAGAAAGCCCCGCUCGGUGGCAAACCCGCUGGAGUCUGCGAUCACCACCCCGAGUGAGAGGAUACUGAAGGAAUGCCACAGCCUGUAUGUGGACACCGAGAACGGCCUGGUGAAGAUCGCCAGCAGUCUUGGAGUGCGGCUGCUGCCUCCCAGAAAGAAGAUCAUUGUGAUGAUAAUGGGUAACCACUCUGCAGGGAAGAGUUCCUUCAUCAACUGGUACGCUGAAGAGCACAUUCAGAAAACAGGCGUUGCCAUCGAAACGCAGGGAUUCACGUUCAUCACAAGUGGUCGCAAGAGAGAAUCACUGACGGGAAAUGCAACCUUACAUCUCUACCCUCACUUUCGACCACUGCUUGAGUUCAAAGGUGUUACCGACUAUCUGUCCGCUGAGAUCUCCACCUCCAAGCAGAAGAAGUUCAGCCUGGUGACAUUUGUGGACACGCCCGGUUUGGUGGACGGAGACAUGGUCUACCCCUUUAACGUGAACAGCGCCAUCACCUGGUUGGGAGAACAGGCCGACCUGGUGUUUGUGUUUUUCGACCCGAUGGGUCAGGCGCUCUGCAAACGCACGCUCAACAUCGUGGAGCAGCUGAGUGAGAAAUGUGGAGACAAGCUGUUGUUCUACCUCAGCAAGGCAGAUGAAGCUGGGAGUGAAACCGACAGACAGAGGGUGAUGAUGCAGAUAGUUCAGGAACUGUGUCGCCGUCCAGGUCUCAACAAGUGUGGUUUUGAGAUGCCGACAAUAUACAUCCCCAACCCAUCGAAGCCGAGCCGGUGUGUGAACCAGAUCGAUGGGGUGUGUCAGACCAUCGAGAAGACCAUCAACCAGGCCGUUCAGAAGACUCUGGAUCAGCUGGAGAAGGACUCUGACCUCAUUUGUUCCACCAUCAGCAGCAGACUGGAGAAGGACAGGGCAGACGCGAGCUACAACAAAAGCGUCCGUCUUCACUCGUUCUUGUGCGGCGCUCUGGGUAUUGUCCUGCCUGCCCUCUUCAUCCUCAGUUUCAUUGUGCACACACUCUCCAAAGAGCAACUAGAUGAGCUGCUGGGCGAAGGGACGGCGCGGACCGUCUCCAUCUGCACGGGAAUAGUGAUGUACAUAUGGGACUGGAUACCAGAAGAUGGACAAGUUGUGUUUGUGAUCUUUUUCGGGGCUUUUUGCUACCUCCUGCUGUUCCUGGCCAAAUAUUUUGCAGGCCGAGGGACUAAGACUCUGACGAAGAAGGAGAAGAGGGCGAUGGCAGAGUACAGCGAUUAUAUCCAGGAUAUCGUCAAAACUAAGAAGGGGAAGCUGUAUGAAUGGUACCUGCAGCAGUGUGCAGCAGAAUACGACCUCUGACCGCCGGGAUAAGCUGAAGACAGAUUAAACGUGCGUGUCGGCACAUUGCUUCAAGAUUUUUUGUGAAAAUUGGAACCAGCUGGACUUUCUAAACAGAUGAUCGUCCGCCAGUCAAUCAGGUUCUUCUCCUCUCAGUCCGACGGGUGUAGCUCGGAUCACUGCCAGUGUUUUUUCAUCUCAAGAUCUCAGAUUAAAGAUGAAGAUCAAAAAUUGGAAAAAAAAAGAAAGUGCCUUAAAUCGUAACUGUGAUUUGUCAUUUCAUGAAAGCAAAAUUUCAUAAUGUGAAGUGAUUUAUGCUAGAAGUGUUUACAACUGGACUUUUUUCUUAAUCUCUAUAAACUAUAAAUGAUAAUGAGUUGUUUUUCUGCCAGUUUUUCUACAAUGUCCUCUGUAAAGCUCAUGUAGUCGAGACCGUUGAGUCCUGAAGUCGGUCUUGUUGUCUUCAUACGACACCAGAAUGUCUCACGUUUGCAAUAUCGCAAUAACCAAUAUGACACUCGGGGCAUUAAAGUUCGGCGAAUAUUUUCCCACAAUUCAGAGCUGCCAGCUUUCUCCUCCUUCCAAAGAGUCUCUGUCCUCCUCUUCAACUUGUGUUUGUGUCGUGUGAUGUGUAGAGACGUCAGAUAUGUUCAUAUAUAACUCACGUGAUAGUAUUUACAGAAACCGCUGUGAUUUAAAUACAACAGUAUAGUGAAGCAGGUGAGAAAAGAAGUCUGUCGCUGCACCGACUUAGUUGUUAAUGAGCACUGAACCCGUCAUGUCGUCCAUUGAAUCUAGUUUUAUGACUUAAUCACCAUAUACUGCCUUCACUCCAGUGUUUGUGGACAUAUUUAUUAGUAUCUGAGGUGCUUUUUCUGUCCAAAUAUUGUAGAGAAAACUAUUUGGGCUGUUUGCAAUAUUAUUGUGAACACUGUCAGUGUGUAUUGUGUGUUUCUGUGUGUGUUAGCUCCCUCGCCUUUAGGGAAAAAAAAGCUUUGUUUUACCAGAUAUUUCAUUUAUACAUUGUAUGUGAAUUUGUCUAUUCUCUGUAAUGUUUCCAGUUAUUGUCUUUCUCGAGACUCAACCCUCUUUUGUCUAGCAAUGACUUUCUAUUAACUCCGACUCAAAGAAUGAAACUCAAACUAUGCUCUGUCUCUUCCUCAAAAGAUUAUUAAACAUUUUCUACUGAC
Molecule: messenger RNA, 2778 nt
Organism: Acanthopagrus latus (yellowfin seabream)
Lineage: Eukaryota; Metazoa; Chordata; Actinopteri; Spariformes; Sparidae
Exons: 12
Coding region: 263-1609 (448 amino acids)
Molecular function (GO): GTPase activity
Source: RefSeq, a predicted model, not a curated record